AUGAAAAAAAACCCUAAUUGGCAGCCACAUGUUGACGUCAGAGCUGUCGGAUUUUUGAGUCACCGUCGAGGGAGAAGACGGAAGAGGACCUCAAGAAAAACUUUUCUCCAGCCUAAGAUCUUGGUGGAAGUCAUUGACAAUGGUGGUGGAUGUAGAAACAAUGUUCAAGAAAAAGGGUUUGCUAAAAAUGAGUCAACAGGACUUGUAGAGCCUUCUAAAACUAACUAUCCAGUUCUUUCAUCAAACAAGAGUCUUCCAAAAAACAACAAUUCAGAAUUGUCACAACUUCAGAAUUUGUCUUCUACAAUCAAAGAAUCAGAAGAUAAAACACAGCCCCAAACAGACACCUGUCAGUGUUGGUGUUAG
Lactuca virosa is the source of this 366-nucleotide messenger RNA. The record is from the annotation of a GenBank genome assembly. NCBI's taxonomy places the organism in Eukaryota, Viridiplantae, Streptophyta, Magnoliopsida, Asterales, Asteraceae.